AUGAUCAACCCGAACGCGCACCGCAAGAUGACACCAAAAGGGCAGAUGAGCUCCAGUGGCAUGGGGCCCGCCAUCAUGCACCUGCCAACGCACCUGAAAGUUCUUUUUGAGCCCAACCCACCAUUAGAUCAUCUACCACGUUUAGUUAAGCGCAAGAUGCCGCCGUAUACGGGGCUUGCAGGUUUUCUAGAUGUGUUCGAAACAGAAACGCCCCCGCCACGUGCCGUAAUGGAGACGCCCAAGGAGCGUCAAGAGCGCCGGCGUCAGGAGAAAAUGCUAGCCAAUGAUGCUAAGGUUCAGGAAGACCGAGCCAAAUGGGAUCCGAACGCUGAGGACCCGCGAAAGACGCAGGAUGCGUAUAAAACGCUUUUUGUAGGACGCAUCAGCUACGAGACUACAGAGCAGCAGCUGCGUCACGAGUUCGAGCAGUACGGAUCAAUCAAGAGCGUUCGACUCGUGGAAGACGCAGAAGGCAAGUCGCGCGGCUAUGGAUUUAUUGAAUACGAAAAGGAAGCAGACUUAAAGGCUGCGUACAAGUAUGCGGACGGCAAGAAGAUUGACGGACGUCGCGUGGUAGUGGAUGUUGAACGCGGUCGUACGGUAAGGGAUUGGCUGCCUAGAAAGUUUGGUGGUGGCAUUGGUGAGACUCGCAAAGGAGGAGCGGAUGUCAACGUCAAAUACUCGGGAAGAGAGGCUAUCGGACAUUUCCAAGUCGGCGCAGUGCGUGAUGAAGGAGCUUCGAGGGGUGGUCGUGAGCCUCUACGUGAUCGAAGUCGCAGUCGGGGACGUGCUGCCGCUGGGAGAGAGCGAAAUCGAUCAAGGUCGAGGUCGCGGGAACGUCGACGAGAUCGUGGCCAUGACCGCAAUCGUGAUCAAGAUCGUGGUCGAGUACGUGAUCGCAGUCGUGAUCGCGACCGUCGAAACCGAAGAGACUCUCGUGAUUACUCGCGUAGAUACUGA
Molecule: messenger RNA, 960 nt
Organism: Plasmopara halstedii
Lineage: Eukaryota; Oomycota; Peronosporomycetes; Peronosporales; Peronosporaceae
Product: u1 snrnp 70k protein
Exons: 1
Coding region: 1-960 (319 amino acids)
Biological process (GO): mRNA splicing, via spliceosome
Cellular component (GO): U2-type prespliceosome; precatalytic spliceosome; U1 snRNP
Molecular function (GO): U1 snRNA binding; mRNA binding
Source: RefSeq, a predicted model, not a curated record